AUGACGAUCGAUUUCAAUAAGAAGGGUGCAAAAGUGAUCUCACCAAGCAAAUUCGCCCACAUUGUACUGCGGACAAACAAAUUCAAUGAAAUGGUGAAUUACUACAAGAACUUUCUGGGAGCAGAAGUGAUUCACGAGAACGAAUACCUGGCCUUCCUCUCGUACGAUGAGGAGCAUCAUCGAAUAGCUAUCAUCGGUGUUCCGGGAACUAAAGACAAGGACCCGAAGACCUGUGGCCUCGAACACACCGCAUUCUCAUUCGAUACCAUUCCCGACCUGCUACUCGCCUUUCGUCAAAGGAAGGAUCACGGAAUUCACCCGGCGUGGUCUGUCAAUCAUGGUCCGACAACCUCAAUUUACUACCGUGAUCCCGAUGGCAAUCAGAUCGAGACGCAGGUUGAUAACUUUGACCAUCCCGACGAUGCAACAAAGUUCAUGGCAUCUAAAUCUUUUGCCGAGAAUCCCAUCGGGGUCGACUUCGAUCCGGAAGAUUACAUUAGAAGAUUGAGCGAAGGCGAGACUGAAGCUAACCUCAAGAAAAGAGCCGAAAUUGGACCUCGAGGGCUUCCAGAUGAUUUCUAG
Molecule: messenger RNA, 582 nt
Organism: Cladophialophora psammophila CBS 110553
Lineage: Eukaryota; Fungi; Ascomycota; Eurotiomycetes; Chaetothyriales; Herpotrichiellaceae
Exons: 1
Coding region: 1-582 (193 amino acids)
Source: RefSeq, a predicted model, not a curated record